AUGUCGUCCACCGGUCGCACGGUGAUCGCGAUGAUCAAGAUCGUCAUCCCCGCCGGGGCGGCGAAACCCGCGCCGCCCGUCGGUCCCGCGCUCGGGUCGCACGGCCUGAACAUCAUGUCGUUCUGCAAGGACUUCAACGCGAAGACCGCGGACAUCACGGCGGACGUGCCCAUCCCGGUGACGAUCACCGCGUUCAGGGAUAAGUCUUUCGAGUGGGAGAUGAAAUCGCCGCCGGUGUCGUACUUCAUCAAAAAAGCCGCGGGGAUCAAGGAAGGGAGCAAGACGACCGGGCACGAGGUAAAGGGGACGAUAUCGCUCAAGCACGUGUACGAGAUCGCGAAGGUGAAGCACGGGGAUCCGGGGUAUUCGUGGAUGAAGCUGGAGUCGAUCGCGAGCAGCAUAAUAGGGUCGGCGAAGACGAUGGGCGUGGAGGUCGUGAGGUGA
Micromonas pusilla CCMP1545 is the source of this 444-nucleotide messenger RNA. It is a transcript of the gene RPL11M, whose product is annotated as mitochondrial ribosomal protein L11. Gene Ontology annotation, biological process: translation. Lineage: Eukaryota; Viridiplantae; Chlorophyta; Mamiellophyceae; Mamiellales; Mamiellaceae. Gene Ontology annotation, molecular function: structural constituent of ribosome; large ribosomal subunit rRNA binding. Bases 1 to 444 code for a protein of 147 amino acids. Gene Ontology annotation, cellular component: large ribosomal subunit; ribosome. The record is from RefSeq and is a predicted model, not a curated record. The transcript has a single exon.